GGUUGGUACAAAGGAUAUUCCUUGAAAAACCGAUGUGUAAAGGGAAUUUUUCCUGCCUCUAUCAUUCACAUCAAACAUGCAACCGUUGAACUCAGAGGAAAACAAGAGAAUAUCAUUUCCACGGAGAUGCCCCUGGUACAAGAAAUCACAACCACCUUGAGGGAGUGGUCGAAUAUCUGGAAACAGCUGUAUGUGGUGAGUAACAAUGUCCACAUCUUCAUACUUGUACACAACCGUGAAUCUUUUGAUAUGGCAGGGUGGUGGCGCAGCGGUAGAGUUGCUGCCUUACAGAGUCAGAGAACCGCAUCCGAUCCUGACUACGGGCGCUGUCUGUACGGAGUUUGUGCGUUCUCCCCGUGACCCGCGUGGGUUUUCUUCACGUUCUUCGGCUUUCCCCCAAUGCUCCAAUGAUGUCCUUUAUUUCUGAGGCUAUGACCUCUGGCCCAAGACUCCACCACUAGUAGAAACAUCCUCUCCACAUCGACUCUAUCCAGGCCUUGGUUGGCACGGGUGAAUCAAGCUGGAAGGCCAAUAUCUGUAAACAUUAACUACAUAUGCACUGUACUGUAUGUUGUGCAUAUGGGUGUGAUAGUUGUCUUAAAAUGUCCCCUCUGCCAAGAAACACGAAAACAGGGAAUCACACGGUGGCGCAGGUUCCUGGUUUCUACAUUUUGUACGCGCACUGCUAAAGUAUCUCAAGGUAUGCUUACUUGGACAGUAGACAAUAGACAAUAGGUGCAGGAGUAGGCCAUUUGGCCCUUCGAGCCAGCACCGCCAUUCAAUGUGAUCAUGGCUGAUCAUCCACAAUCAGUACCCCGUUCCUGCCUUCUCCCCAUAUCCCCUGACUCUGCUAUUUUUAAGAGCCCUAUCUAGCUCUCUCUUGAAAGUAUCCAGAGAACCGGCCUCCACCGGCCUCCACCGCCCUCUGAGGCAGAGAAUUCCACAGACUCACCGCUCUGUGAGAAAAAGUGUUUCCUCGUCUCCGUUCUAAAUGACUUACUCCUUAUUCUUAAACUGUGGCCCCUGGUUCUGGACUCUCCCAACAUUGGGAACAUAUUUCCUGCCUCUAGUGUGUCCAAGCCCUUAAUAAUCUUAUAUCUUUAGGAAAUCU
This is a messenger RNA of Leucoraja erinaceus (little skate), 1111 nucleotides long. RefSeq names its product dedicator of cytokinesis protein 1-like. Gene Ontology annotation, molecular function: small GTPase binding; guanyl-nucleotide exchange factor activity. Gene Ontology annotation, biological process: small GTPase-mediated signal transduction; cell migration. The annotation marks the transcript as partial. The record is from RefSeq and is a predicted model, not a curated record. NCBI's taxonomy places the organism in Eukaryota, Metazoa, Chordata, Chondrichthyes, Rajiformes, Rajidae. The transcript is spliced from 3 exons. Gene Ontology annotation, cellular component: plasma membrane; cytoplasm.